Penaeus vannamei (Pacific white shrimp) is the source of this 1006-nucleotide messenger RNA. It is a transcript of the gene SmE, whose product is annotated as Small ribonucleoprotein particle protein SmE. Gene Ontology annotation, cellular component: U4 snRNP; precatalytic spliceosome; U1 snRNP. Gene Ontology annotation, biological process: spliceosomal snRNP assembly; mRNA splicing, via spliceosome. The record is from RefSeq and is a predicted model, not a curated record. Gene Ontology annotation, molecular function: RNA binding. NCBI's taxonomy places the organism in Eukaryota, Metazoa, Arthropoda, Malacostraca, Decapoda, Penaeidae.
UCCAGUCGACUCGUGUUUACAACGUUUUCAUCUACCUUGAGAAGCGUCUCUUUGCCGCUCUCGUAAAUUUUUAGAGGGAAAAUAACCCCGUAAAAGCCUCCGCCAAAAUGUCUUACGCCCCGAAGUCCAAGGUGCAGAAGGUGAUGGUCCUGCCCAUCAACCUUAUCUUCAGAUUCCUCCAGUCACGUGCCAGAGUACAGGUCUGGCUCUACGAGAACCAGAACCUCCGCAUUGAAGGCCAUAUCAUUGGCUUCGACGAGUACAUGAACGUGAUGUUGGACCAGUCCGAGGAAGUGCACAUGAAGAAGGGCACUAGGAAAGCCAUCGGUCGCAUCUUGUUGAAAGGAGACAACAUAACAUUGAUUCAAAACACGCAGCCAGAUGGAACGAGCAUGUAGGCGAGAAGAAACAGCAUGCAAGAAUUUUUAUUGAAUUAUAGAAAAUUUAAGUUGUAUUUAAGUUUUAUUUUACCUCCGAGUUACAUUGUUUUUUUCCGUGUAUUAUAACUUGAAGGAAAGAUUGUCUCUCUCUUUUUUUUUUUUUUUUUUAUUACAUAUAUUCAGGGCAGAAUUGAAAAGCAGUUCUAGUUUAUUCUUAGUUUCAGUCCAUUAAUUCAGAAACAGAUAAUAAUUUUAAGAGGUUAUUCCCUUCUGUAUGUAAGGUCAGCAAACCAGAUUCACAGCGUGAAAAGUAGAUUCAGAUCGUUAUGUUUGACUUUUGAAUGGACCAGCUGCCAAGUUGCUAAAGAUUUCAUGCAGUUCCAGUCAGAUUUGCAUGGAAGUAACUGAAAAGAUUAUUUUUGCAUAGGAGUUCCUAGUUUUGUUAUAUUCAGAUGAGAACAGCUAUUUGUCUUCUUUUUUCAUUCAUUCAUUUUGAUGAGAACUGUAAUUUCUAACCAUUGAAUAAAAGAUGAAAAGGAAUAUUUAUGUUAAAUGUUUCUUGUAAUGCCAAUGGACAUUUUGUAAUUACCCACAUCAACCCAGUUUUGUAAUAAAAAUAAUCUAGA